Molecule: messenger RNA, 3683 nt
Organism: Priapulus caudatus
Lineage: Eukaryota; Metazoa; Priapulida; Priapulimorpha; Priapulimorphida; Priapulidae
Product: NAD kinase 2, mitochondrial-like
Exons: 8
Coding region: 68-1420 (450 amino acids)
Biological process (GO): NAD+ metabolic process
Cellular component (GO): mitochondrion
Molecular function (GO): NAD+ kinase activity
Source: RefSeq, a predicted model, not a curated record
UCCCAUGGUCUAACUUAUUUUAGUAAAGUCAAUUAUAUAGUGUGUGUAUGUAGCAAAGGCAGCCGAAAUGAGUGAGAAUCUUCAUCGAAUUUUAUCAAAACGCUUUUUUGGUCUACAAACUAAUUCAAAAAUGCUACAACUCUUGUGUUUACGUGCUGCUUUUAAGCAAGCGGGGGCCUCUGCCCAAUGUGAAUGUUUUUCAACUUCAGUUAACGAACUAAACAGUCGUAUACCUAAAAUAAGCGAAACAGUCCAAGCCAGUGGAGGUUUUCGGCCGUCAAAGGCACUAGUAUUAACAAAAUUGACUCGCUACGAGUUCGAGAAACGACGGCACUCUGCAUACAGUGAACCUCAGCUGAUACGAAACCUAGAAUCCAAGGGAUCUGAUUACAAGAGUUUACUUCAGAUACACAAUAACCACCAGAGGGCAAAGGACAUUGUCGUUGCCUGCUUACAGAAGGAAGGUAUUGAAACCAGGGUUGUGUCUAGAUUUGGAUACGUUCAGGAGGCCAUUGACUGGGCAGAUGUGGUAUUUACAUCAGGCGGAGAUGGAACUUUUCUUCUGGGUGCUAGUAAAAUUCUCAGUCGAGACAAGCCUAUUAUAGGUGUCACAUCUGAUACGAAAAGGUCUGAAGGAAGGCUAUGUCUCCCCAAGGCGUUGUCUGAAAAUUUUUCAGAAGCCCUUGCAAGACUCCUGAGAGGUGAUUUCAAAUGGCAGUGGCGUCAGCGCAUCCGUCUGACGAUGACUGGCCGUGGCGUGAACAUCGUGCCGAUAGAGUUCCACAACCAUCAGCUGAACAUCCCCGAGCUACGAUACUUCGAGCACAUGCGCGAACACCUGCAGUCACUGCAGGAGCAGGAGGAACACGAGGGCGCACCAGUACCAUCGACGAGCGUCGUGCUUCCUGUUCGCGUGCUCAACGAGGUCUUCCUAGGAGAGUCGCUCUCCUCGCGGGUGUCGUAUUAUGAGGUGAGUGUUGAUAACUGGCCAAGUAUCAAACAGAAGAGCUCGGGGCUCACGGUUUCCACGGGAACGGGCUCAUCGUCAUGGCAUUUCAACAUCAACAGACUCACCGCACAGAGUGCUGAGCAAAUACUGAGGAUCGCGUGCAAGGAAACGGGAUGCGACAUUGAUUUUAGCAACAUAGCGUUGGUGCAGGGCAUCUGCCAGAAGUUUAAUGACGACUUGAAUUUCGAUGCUGCCGAGCCAAGGAUGGCCUACACAGUCAGAGAUCCCAUUAUAAACUCAAUAUUUCCAGCGACUCCAUCGAAAGGAUUUGCGAAGACGAUGACGGUUCGUUCGCGAUGCUGGGAUGCUUGCAUCGUUGUCGACGGAGGCCUAUCAUUUAUCUUCAACGACGGAGCCAUGGUCCACUUAGAAAUACUGCCGGAGGAUGCGUUGAAAACCGUCUCCUUAUAACGACGGCAGGAUUUAGCUGUCAUUGUUUUUCAAUUGGGAAAGAUAUUUUCUGUGACGUGUGAUUUCGCAAACCACAUAGUGGGAGUGAACGUUUAUCAGUGUCGCACAGCUGUACCUAUGACUAAUCGAUACAAUUACACGAUCAGUGUGAAAGCUAUCAUCAACUAAGAUUUGGAGUAGAGUAACAGUUAGCGAGGGUAAGGUGCAAUCAUCCCAUCUCAAUGCCAUAACAUCUCAUUUUCAGUAAUAGCCCCUUAGAUAUGGUACAGCACAGAACAUACCUUGUGUUUUUCGACAGUGAAAUGACCGAGAAUCUUUUACACCGUUUCACGCUCACCGCCCCUCCUUACACCAAUCAUCCACCAGCUGUAUUUAACUAUACAUGCCUUGCACCAUCCACGCAGUGCAGUGCGCAUCCAUGCAUCUCUCACACUGUGCAGCACCAUGCCAACAGAGGAUAUGCCUUAUGGUGAUAGUGUAUCCUUGCUCAUGUAUCUGGUUGUCUGUAUACUAGGGAAGAGUUAGGCGAAUCUAACGUGGUCUACCACAGUUCAAAACUAGUGGUACGUCACUGACCGCUCAAGCUGGUGUCGAUCUUAGCAAAAGCUGUGGGGGGAAUCUGUUACAUCACGUGUUUAAUCUACUGUGUAGAUAGGUUGGUUGUUCGUGAACCCAUGUUGAUUGAAUAGACGUGGCUUCCGCGUUUGAGAGAUAUCCAGAUUAACUGAGUGGGAAGUUAGAGUGAUUUAAUAUUGGUUUGUAGGUAUCAUGGAACGUGGCAAUGGAUGGUUAAUUAUACUUAAUUAUGUAAAUUAUAAUCGUAAUUAUUUGGCAAUGUGUUGGGGUUAAUCUGGGGGAUGAUAUCCGGAUGACGAUAUCCCAUACGGGUAAUUCAAAAGCUAAAAUACUACUGUGAGUUGUUCGUUAUACGUGUGUUAAUGGCAAUACGGCAAUGAGUCAUUGCGUUCUGCUAUGAAUUUUGCUGUGCUAUUUAAAGCCUCAGUCAUCCGUCUGUGUUAAAGGUUUCGCUAAACGUUUGAUACCUCGUCAUGCGUGAUCGAUUUUAUCAUCAUGAAGUUAUCGGUGAUUCUAUUCUAUUGUGUACGUGUGAGAGUGUGUGUAGUAUUCAUCACAUGCAAUAUAAUACUUAUCUAUGCAGCAGCAGCAGCAGCAAGAGAUAUAGACACGGUUUCAGUGAAACCUCAUUGCUAAUUGAUAGAAAUGAGUACGCGCGUCUUUCGCUGUAUUUUUGUUAUGUUAAACAAACCUGGACGUUGUUUGUGAAUUUUCGCUGUAACUCGGCGUCGUGUUUCACUGUUUCUCUCCGUAAAAAUGCUCCAUGUGAAUAAAGACUAUGUGUUAAUCUGUAUGCCUAUACGAUAGCGCCUUACUGAAUAGAUCGUGCGACAAAGGUUGUUCAUAAUCCGUCUAGUGAUCAGUUAAAGUGCAUGCAAUGGACGUCCACCCGUCAUUUCAGUUACGCUUAACAGCUUCUUUUAAAGAUUUUUGAUCUUUGUAAGAGUGGAACUAGAACAAUUUUGUGACUUUUAGCGAGAUUGAGGAAAUUGUAAAAAUUAGGCUGUGCUGCCGCAAUAUUGUUGACAGCCUUGUAGUGUGUGAAUUUUGCUAAUGAUCACGGGAAUGCUUUUUCCCAGUACGGCGUUUUAUGAUAAGUUAGUUUUUGCAGUUUAAAUGGUUUCUCUCCAUAGUCAAAUUUUUAUAUCGCUAUAUAUAUUCUACGAUUGUCGUAAUUUUCGUAAGUGUUGCAGGGAAUCAUGACUUCUCUCACCAUAAACCGUUGUCAACCUUCCUACAAUGCAAUGUUCUUGAACUGCCCUCAUAGUAUUCCGCACCUCCUUGAUUGUUUUUUUCUUUUCCAACUCCAAACUCUUUCCUCAUUAGAUAUUACAGGAGCCCGUUGUCAGAAAUAAAAUUAGUCAUAACAUUUGUCUUAACGUUAUUUUAUUUCUCGUAGACCGGACACCUAUACACUGCGGAUGAGUAACUUUACCAAGUUUCUGUCAAUGAUCUACGAGAAAACGUUCGUCUCAAGACUAAUUUUAUCUUUGACAACGGGUCCCUUUGUCUAGAUGUGCAUCGUUCUAGCUCGUGUGGCUGUACUUAGACUACUCUGAAAUAACUUGGGGAAUCUCUACAUGGAACGUUACUUGUGAACAGUUCCACGUUUAUACACGCACCUGAUGGAAAACAUCUUUACGCUUCGCUUGUAUCAAUAAAUUAUUCAUUUUAUAUUGUAUGUACA